AUGCCCCCCACGAGGCUCUGCGGCUGCUGGGGCGGCCGGGCACUGCCCCUGCUGCUGGCCUACGUCUGCUACCUGCUGCUCGGUGCCAGCAUCUUCCAGCUGCUGGAGAAGGAGGCAGAGUCGAACUCCCGGGACCAGUUCCAGGUGGAGAAGCUGCACUUCCUGAAGAACUACACCUGCCUGGACCAGCGCGCUCUGGAGCAGUUUGUAGAGGUCAUCCUGGAGGCCUGGGUGAAGGGCGUGAACCCCAAGGGCAACUCCACCAACCCCAGCAACUGGGACUUCGGCAGCAGCUUCUUCUUCGCAGGCACGGUGGUCACCACCAUAGGAUACGGGAACCUGGCGCCCAGCACAGAGGCAGGCCAGGUCUUCUGUGUCUUCUAUGCUCUGGUGGGCAUCCCACUCAACGUGAUCUUCCUCAACCACCUGGGCACCGGGCUGCGUGCCCACCUGGUCACCUUCCAGAGGUGGGAGGACCAGCCCAGGCGCUCUCAGCUCCUGCAGCUGUUCGGCCUGGUUCUGUUCCUGGCCCUGGGCACGCUGGCCAUCCUCAUCUUCCCGCCCAUGGUCUUCAGUCACGUGGAGGGCUGGAGCUUCAGCGAGGGUUUCUACUUUGCCUUCGUCACCCUCAGCACCAUCGGCUUCGGGGACUACGUGGUCGGCACAGACCCCAGCAAGCACUACAUCCCGAUAUACCGGAGCCUGGCGGCCAUCUGGAUCCUCGUGGGCCUGGCGUGGCUGGCGCUGGUCCUCCCGCUGGGCCCCCUGCUUCUGCGCAGAUGUGCCCGCCUGGGGCUCAUCAGCUGGAGCCUUGGUCUCAAGGAGGGGAGCACCCCCGAGGCCGAUGGGCUCCCCAGGCCUCAGAAGAUCCCCAUAUCUUCAUGA
This is a messenger RNA of Sorex araneus (European shrew), 885 nucleotides long. It is a transcript of the gene KCNK16, whose product is annotated as potassium two pore domain channel subfamily K member 16. The coding region runs from base 1 to 885 and encodes 294 amino acids. The record is from RefSeq and is a predicted model, not a curated record. The transcript is spliced from 5 exons. Gene Ontology annotation, biological process: potassium ion transmembrane transport; stabilization of membrane potential. Lineage: Eukaryota; Metazoa; Chordata; Mammalia; Eulipotyphla; Soricidae. Gene Ontology annotation, molecular function: potassium ion leak channel activity. Gene Ontology annotation, cellular component: membrane.